AUGCGCAGGACAAACACCAAACACCCGGGUCCACACCGCCAUGCCGACAAGACGUCCCGUUCCGUCGGCGAGGCCGCGGACCGCCUCAGCGCCCUCCCGGACGCGCUGCUGCACCACAUCAUGUCCUUCCUCAAGGCGUGGGAGGUGGUGCCGACCGGCCUCCUCGCGCGGCGGUGGCGCCACCUCUGGGCGUCCGCUCCCUGCGUCGACAUCCGCGCGUGCUCCUCCGGACGCGACGACGCGCCCAGCGAGCUCCGCGACUUCGUGAACUGCCUCCUCCUCUUCCGCGACGUGUCGGCGCCCGUGGUCACCCUCCGCCUGCGCUCGAGCGACGAGUACGACGAGGAAGCCUUCGACGACGAUGACGCCGACACGUGGAUCAUGGCCGCUCUAAAGCGCAGGGCGCAGGUUAUCCAUGUCGUUGGACAUCGCAAGUUUCCCGCGCCGUUGGACGGUCUCUCCUUCGUCUCUUGCUACCUCAGGGUCCUGAAGCUGUCGUACGCCAGGCUCGAUUGCACGAUCCUCCGGCAGCUUUCUUCUGGCUGCACGUCUUUGGAAGAGCUGGAUCUCAAGGACUGCAUGGUCGCGGGCACUCGGAUCGAGUCUGCCUCUUUGAAGACUCUGAUCAUGCUCAAGUGCACGGUCAAUCUGGACUUCUCCGUUGCUGCUCCGAACCUCGUGCUUCUGCGCCUCAUCACACCUUAUGUCCGAGUUCCGUCAUUUCAGAACCUGGGUUCGCUGCUCACUGGCACCAUCAUACUUGACGACUGCUUCUUGAGUCCUGAUUUUGAACACGGCAGCGAUGAUGAUGAUGACGAUGAGUUUGGUGAAACCACUGAUGAUGAUAAUGAUAAGGUCGACAACUACAAGAUUGGAUACGGACGUGGGUUGCCUCCAAAAGGAUAUGAGCUUCAUGGUUACAAGGAUAAGUAUGGUUAUGGCAGUGAUAUCGACAGCGAUGAGAAUACCUACAAAAAAUAUAGUGAUAUUGCAAGCGGCUACCUUGGCGAUGGCCAGAAUUUCAGCAAAGAGGGCAACUAUCAUGACUAUGGAGGGAAUGAUGGAUGCAAUUAUAGUACGGUUUUAGGUGGCUGUAAUAUUCUUGACAGCCUUUCGAGUGCUACCAGUUUGGAGUUAUUGGCUGAUGCUGGAGAGGUGGUUCUGAGUAGGGAACUGAAAAGGUGUCCAACCUUUAUCAACCUGAAGACCUUGUCCCUCGGUGAAUGGUGUAUGGCUACUGAUUUUGAUGCAUUAAUUUUCUUGCUGCAGCAUUCACCUAAUAUAGAGAGACUUUUUCUCCACCUGAAAUUGGACUUCAAUACCAGAGAGCCAUCAAAAACCGGCAUUGAACUGGAGGAGAGAUCAUUUACGUGCAAUCAUGUUAGAAUUGUGAAGAUAAAAUGCUCGAAGGAUGAUGUCAGAGUCCAUAUGUUGGCACAUAUGUUCAUGGCAAAUGGUAUAUCCCUUGAGAAGAUAUAUGUCUGCCGCAGUGGGAGUGCUUAUCUUCGUGACCAGCAGUCCAUGAAAGAUCUUGCCAAGCACGAACUGGACUUCUGGGGGGAGUAACUGUCAAGCAUCUGAUAGGCAAGAAAUUAACCAUGAUUUUUGUGUGAUGCUGAGGUGUGCUUUCAAAGCCGUGACAUAUAUGUUGGUAUUCUUGGUGGAGAAGUUAGAAUGUAAGAUUAAGUGUGGAAUUACGUAUGGCGAUCCAAUUGUCAGAAUGCUCUUAUGUAGCGCGAGUUGAGACUUAGUAGUAGUUUGCCUUUUAUGUAGUCUGCAGCGGAUCCUUCUCGUUGAUGUUUUCUGUGGGAAAAUUAUUUGCUUGUGUGGAGACAUUGUUGCCUUUUUG
Lolium rigidum is the source of this 1849-nucleotide messenger RNA. RefSeq lists its product as uncharacterized. Bases 1 to 1566 code for a protein of 521 amino acids. The transcript is spliced from 4 exons. Gene Ontology annotation, molecular function: protein binding. NCBI's taxonomy places the organism in Eukaryota, Viridiplantae, Streptophyta, Magnoliopsida, Poales, Poaceae. The record is from RefSeq and is a predicted model, not a curated record.